This is a messenger RNA of Peromyscus californicus insignis, 6758 nucleotides long. It is a transcript of the gene Brca1, whose product is annotated as BRCA1 DNA repair associated. The transcript has 24 exons. The record is from RefSeq and is a predicted model, not a curated record. Gene Ontology annotation, biological process: positive regulation of transcription by RNA polymerase II; chordate embryonic development; double-strand break repair via homologous recombination. NCBI's taxonomy places the organism in Eukaryota, Metazoa, Chordata, Mammalia, Rodentia, Cricetidae. Gene Ontology annotation, molecular function: ubiquitin-protein transferase activity; DNA binding; zinc ion binding. Gene Ontology annotation, cellular component: nucleus; plasma membrane; BRCA1-A complex. The coding region runs from base 737 to 6214 and encodes 1825 amino acids.
AGGACUAGUUACCCGAGGAUCGCGGGGCUGGAUGGGAAUUGUAGUCUUCCUGGGACUUGCAGCUUCUUUUAGUCUAGUCUCUGUGAGCAAGACAUGAAAACAGAACGCUGCGAUGCAUAGCAGCUAGCCUGCAUAACCGCGAGAAGGACUCCGCUGUAUUAACUGCGUUUGCUGUGGUAAUCGUGCCUGCUUCCGGUGUUGGAAGCUCCUUUUCCUUAAGACUACAGUUUCCAAGAGACGCUGUGGAGAAGGCCUUUCGUUCCGCAAUGCAUGCUGGAAUUGGUAGUUCUUUUUUUUACACAAGCCUUUAUUUACCUAAACUGGAGACUUCCAUGGCAGGAAGACUAAGGGAGGGAUGAGGCCACGGCCUGCCACGGCCUGCAGCUGCUUUGGGCACUACCUUGCGCUCAUAUUCCUGCCUCAGUUACGACAUACAGGGAAAGACUGGGCGGCCAAUCCCGAGCCCGGAAAGAGUGUCUACUUUUUUUUUUUCCUCCCUUCCGCUCACGUGUCUGGAUCUUGUGUUCCUAGAGGCUAGCCCUAGGCGCCCAAGCUGCCGGUUUCCUUGGCAACAGAGAGCGCGGGAAUUACAGAUAAAUUGUAAUUGCGGCUGCGCGGCGGCCGCUGGUGCCGCGGGAGGACUCCGCGCUUUCCGAGCGGUUCUCCGGUAUUUGGGCCUCGGGGCUCGGGAGCACGGACGUUUUGCUCGGAGUAAAGUUCACUGGACCCGGAAGAAAUGGAUUUAUCUGCUGUUCAAAUUGAAGAAGUACAAAAUGUCCUUCAUGCUAUGCAGAAAAUCCUAGAGUGUCCAAUCUGUUUGGAACUGAUCAAAGAGCCCAUUUCCACAAAGUGCGACCACAUAUUUUGCAAAUUUUGUAUGCUGAAACUUCUUAACCAGAAGAAAGGGCCUUCACAAUGUCCUUUGUGUAAGAAUGAGAUAACCAAAAGGAGCCUGCAAGGAAGUACAAGGUUUGGUCAACUUGUUGAAGAGCUGCUGAAAAUGACUGAUGCUUUUGAGCUUGACACAGGAAUGCAGUUCGCAAACAGUUACAGUUUUUCAAAAAUGAAAAAUUCUUCUGAACCUUUGAAUGAGGAGGCUUCUAUCAUCCAGAGUGUAGGCUACCGAGACCGUGCCAAAAGACUUCGACAGACUGAAUCUGGAAAUGCUACCUUGAAGGACAGUCUCAGUGUCCAGCUGUCUAACCUUGGAAUUGUGAGAUCAAUGAAGAAAACUCAGCAGACACUGCCUCGAAAUAAAUCUGUGUACAUUGAAUUAGAGUCUGAUUCUUCUGAAGAGACAAUUAAGAGGCCAGAUGAUUGCAGUGUGAGAGACCAGGAAUUGUUACAAAUGACCCCUCAGGAAGCCGGAGAUGAAGCCAGUUUGGAUUCUGCAGAAAAGGAUACUUGUGAGUUUUCUGAGGACGUAACAGAUAUUGAACAGCAUCAAUGCAGUAAUAAAGAUUUGAACCCCAUUGAGAAUCAUGCAACUGAAAGGCAUCCAGAACAAUGUCAGGGUAUUUCUGUUUCAGACUUACAUGUGGAGCCAUGUGGCACGGAUAUUCAUGCCAGCUCAUUACAGCAGGAGAACAGCAGUUUAUUACUCGCUGAAGACAGAAUGAAUGUAGAAAAGGCUGAAUUCUGUAAUAAAGGCAAACAGUCUGGCUUAGCAAGGAGCCAACAGAACAGAUGGGCUGAGAGUAAAGAAACAUGUAAUGAUAGGCAGAUUCCCAGCACUGAGAAAAAGGUAGAUCUGGAUGCUGAGUCCCUCUCUAGGAGGAAGAAAUGGAAUAAUCAGGAAAGUCUGUGCCCUGAGAAUCCUAGAGCUACCCAAGAUAUUCCUUGGAUAACACUAAAUAGCAGCAUUCAAAAAGUUAACGACUGGUUCUCCAAGACCGGUGGAACGUUAACUCCUGACGGCACUGCUGACAGGAGGCAGGAGGCAAAUGCUGAAGCAGCUGCUGUGUUCGAAGUUUCAAAUGGAGUAGAUGGAUGUUCCGGUUCUUUAAAGGAAAUAGACUUGGUGGCCUCUGAUCCCCAUAAUGCUUUAAUGUGUAAGAGUGAAAGAGACUUCUCCAAACCGGUAGAGAAUGAUAUCAAAGAUAAAAUAUUUGGGAAGACAUAUCAGAGAAAGGGAAGCCUCCCUCACUUGAACCAUGUAACUGAAAUUCUAGGCACAUAUACUACAGAACCACAGAUAACACAAGCGAACCCCUUCACAAAUAAAUUAAAACGUAAAAGGAGAACUACAUGCCUUCAGCCUGAGGAUUUUAUCAAGAAAGAAGAUUUAACAGUUAUUCCAAAGACUCCUGAAAAUACAAAUCAGGGAACAGACCAAAUGGAGCCGAAUGGCCAAGUGGUGGGUAUUACCAGAAAUGGUCAUGAGAAUGAGACAAAAGGCAGUAAUCUUCAGCAGGAGAGAAAUGCUAAUCCAGUAAGAUCACUGGGAAAAGAGUCUGUUUUCACAACUAAAGCCAAAGCUAUAAGCAACAGUGUAAGUGAUUUGGAGCGAGAAUUAAACAUCCGCAAUUCAAAAGCUCCGAAGAAAAAUAGGCUGAGGAGGAAAUCUUCCACCAAAUGUGUUCUUGCACUUGAACCAGUCAGUGAGAAUCCCAGCCCACCUGCUUGUACCGAAUUUCAAAUUGAUAGUUGUAGUAGCAGUGAAGAAACAAAGAAAAACAAUCCCGACCAAACGCCAGUCAGGCAUAUUAGAAAGCCUCAACUCACAGUGGACACGGAACCUGCAGCAGAUGCCAAGAAGAAUAAUGAGCCAAAUGAACAAAUAAAGAAGAGAAGGGCCAGUGAUGCUUUCCCAGAAGAGAAAUUAACUAACAUACCUGGUUUAUUAAAUAACUGUCCACGUUCUAAUGAACCUCAAGGGCCUGUCAGUCCUAGCCCUCAGAGAAAAGAAGUAGAGAAACUUGAACUAAGCCAAAGGUCUGACAGUUCCAAAGACCUGAAGGAUCUGGUGCUGGAUGGAGAGCAAGGUUUGCCCACCGAGAGAUCUGAGGAGAGCACCAGUGUGUCAUUGGUCCCUGACACUGACGAUGACAUGCAGAACAGUGUGUCAUUGCUGGAAGCUAACACUGCCAGAUAUGCAAAAACAGGAGCAAGUCAGUGUAUGACUCAGUUUGUAGCAAGUGAAAACCCCAAGGAACUGGUCCACAGUUCUAAAGAUGCUGGAAGUAGCACCGAGUGCUUCAGGCAUCCACUGGGACACGGACUUAGCCACAUUCAGGAGACAGAAAUGGAAGAGAGUGAACUUGAUACUCAGUAUUUACAGAAUACAUUUCAAGUUCCAAAGCGUCAGUCAUUUACUUUAUUUUCCAAACCAAGAGAUCCCCAAAAGGAGUGUGUAACAACCUGUGCUUCCUCCGUGUCCUUAAGGGAAGUGAGUGCAAAAGUGACUUCUGAAGGUGAACAAAAAGAAGAAAAUCGGGGACAUGAAGAGUCUGAAAUCAGUUGUGGACAGGCAGUGACUGCCACAGUGAGCGUACCUCUCCUUCAUCAGGAAGGUAAGCCUGGCACCGAUCCAGUGCGUGCUGGAGUGUCCAGGCUUUGUCUGUCAUCUCAGUACAGAAGCAAUGAGAACAAUCUCAGCACUGCGGGUGACCCCAGAAUUCCACAAAACUCACGUCUUCAACAAUCAGUUUCUCCCGUCAUGUCCUCUAUGAAGACUGACCAUAGUAAAACUCUGUCAGAGGGACAAUUUGAGAAACAUACAUUGUCAACUGAAAAGGCCAUGGGAAAUGAGACGGUUGUUCAAAGUAACAUACACACAAUUGGCCAAAUCCACAGGAAAAGUGCUUGUCAAGAAGCCAGCUCGGGCAGUAUUAAUGAAGUAUGUUCCAGUGGCGAAAACUUCCAAGGACAACUAGGCAGAAGCGGAGGGACUAAGUUAAACACUGUGCUUCCGUUAGGUCUUAUGCAAUCUGGAAUCUGUAAGCGAAGUUUUCCUGUGAGUGAGUAUAAAAAUCUUGAAAUAAAAAAGCAGGAAGGUAAGACUGUUGGUGCAGACUUCUCUCCGUGUCUGUUCUCAGAUAAGCUCGAACAACCUAUGGUGAGUGGUAAUGUUUUUCAGGUUUGUUCUGAGACACCUGAUGACCUGUUGGAUGAUGUUGAAAUACAGGAAAACACUAGCUUCGGUGAAGGUGAUAUCCUGGAGAAGUCUGCUGUUUUUAAUGGAAGUGUCCAGAGAAGAGAGCUGAGUAGGAGCCCUAGCCCUUUAACCCAUGCAUCGCUGAUUCGGAGUCUCCGUAGAGGGUCUAGGAAAUUAGAGUACUCAGAAGAGAGUGAAUGUGAGGAUGAAGAUCUUCCCAGCUUCCAGCACUUGCUUGGCAGAGUAAGCAAUACACCUGACCUUACCAGACAGAGCAAUGUUGGGACACAGCGUCUGUCCGAGAAGGCAGCAGGGACCCAGGCGCCGUGGAAGUGCACCAUCAGGGAUGACAGUAACGAGGUGAUCUUGGUAGAGGAUUCUCAGGAACAUCCCCUUGGUGAGGACCCAAAAUGCUCUGGCAGCAUGUUCUCCUCACAGCACAGUGCCGUACGAGAUUCUGCUGCAAACGCAAGCUCCCAGGACCCCUUGUUUAACUCUCCCUCCAAACAGAUGAGUCACCAGUCUGAGAACGAGCAGCUUUUCCUAAGUGACAAGGAGUUGAUUUCAGAUGAGGAAAUGGGAGCUUGCCCAGAAGAAGACAGUGAUCAAGAAGAGGAUAUUAUAAUCCCAGAUUCAGGUGAAGCGGCUUCUGGGUAUGAGAGUGAAACCAACCUUUCUGAAGAUGGCUCCCAGAGUGAGAUUUUAACCACUCAGCAGAGGGCUACCAUGAAAGAUAACCUGAUAAAGCUCCGGCAGGAGAUGGCCCACCUGGAAGCCGUGCUAGAGCAGCAAGGGAACCAGCCUUCUGGCCAUUCUCCGCCCCUCAUAGCUGACACUUGUGCCCCCGAAGACCCGCCAGAUCCAGAGCACAACAUACCAGGAACAGCAAUUUUAACUUCAAAGAACAUUAAUGAGAAUCCUGUAAGCCGGAAUCCAGCGUGCAUUUCUGCUGACAAGUUCCAACCACAACCUCCAGAUAGUUGCACCAGUAGAAAUAAAGAGACACGAGUGGGAAGGCCUUCUUCCUCUUUUAAAUCUCCAUCGGCAGGCAAUAGGUGCUCCUCACACAGCCGCCCUGGGAGUCUUCAAAACAGAAGCUUCCAGUCUCAAGAGGGGCUCCUUCAGGUUGUUGAAGCAGAGAAGUCAUGUGAACCACACAACUUAACAGGACCAUCUUACUUGCCAAGGCAAGAUCUAGAAGGAACCCCAUGUCUGGAAUCUGGAAUCAGCCUUUUUUCUAAUAGAGACCCUGGAUCUGAGUCCUCUGAAGAGCCAGCUCAUGUUUGCAUGACGCCAGCUUCAACCUCUGCACGGAAAGUACCCCAGUGUCAAGUUGCUGAGUCUUUCAAGGGUCCAGCUGCUGCUUGUGCUCACACCGAAGCUGUAGAAACUGUGAGCGAGAUAAAGCCAGCACUGACAUCCUCAAAAGGAAGAGCCACUAAAGGAAUAUCCAUGGUGGUAUCAGGCUUGACCCUCAAAGAAGUAAUGAUUGUGCAAAAGUUUGCUGAAAAAUACCGCCUCACUUUAACUGAUGUAAUUACUGAAGAGACUACGCAUGUCAUUAUAAAAACAGAUGCUGAGCUUGUGUGUGAACGGACACUGAAAUAUUUUCUGGGAAUUGCAGGAGGAAAAUGGAUAGUUAGUUAUUCAUGGGUGAUCCGGUCUAUUCAAGAAAGAAAACUUCUGGAUGUGCAUGAAUUUGAAGUCAAAGGAGAUGUUGUGACUGGGAGAAACCACCAAGGUCCAAAGCGAUCCAGAGAAUCCCAGGAAAAGCUCUUCAAAGGACUAAAAAUCUGUUGUUGUGAGCCCUUCACCAACAUGCCCAAAGAUGAGCUGGAGAAGAUGCUACAGCUGUGUGGGGCUUCCGUGGUGAAGGAGCUUUCAUCACUGACCCAUGACACAGGUUCUCAACCAAUUGUGAUCAUCCAGCCAAGCGCCUGGACAGAAGAGAACAACUGCCCUGCAGAGAUUGGGCAGCUGUGUGAGGCACAUCUGGUGAUGUGGGACUGGGUGUUGGACAGUAUAUCCGUCUACCGAUGUCGGGAUUUGGAUGCCUACCUGGUACAGAAUAUCACCCAUGGCCAUGACUGUAGCGAGCCACAAGACCCCAAUGAUUAGUUUAAGAAGUGACCUUUCCAUGCCCAGGGAGCAUCUCACUCCUGGGUGCUUCCACAUCCUACGUACUAAGUAUUUUAUAAGCAUCAGCCUAGGGGUAGGGGGAGGCCUCUACCUAUGUGAGGGUCCCUUAAAGGUUUUCUGAUUUAAGUCUCCCUUUGAAAUCUGUCUUGAGCAUAAAAAGUGUUUCACGUGAGAAGAAUUUAAGUCUAUUUAAACCCCACCACUUGAACAAGAUGCUAAUUCAUGAUAUAUUGUUCUUGGAGAGACAGAGUAGAGUGACUGGUCUGCCCUUGGCAGGAAGAGACAGGGGUAUCAUGAGUCCAAGGCCAGCGUGGGCUAUACAAUACCCUGACUCAAGAGUGAUAGCUAGUGGUCCUAAUUUGUUUUCUUAUAAAAUCUCAUCUCAUGUUCAUAAAGACCAAGAGUCAAGUCCUUCGGGGAAAUUGCUUGAGGUCUGUGAUUUGACUUAAAAUCAGUGCUCAAGACUCCAGGUUCCAUACCCAGCACCAAACAACACCCAUAUUUCCCUACCCCUCCACCGCCA